AUGGCAUCUUGCGCCCCCAAAGUACCGCAGAAGCAUCACAUGGAUGCAAGGCUGAUCUCAAUCCUCGCCAGUGUUGUCAACGUAGCAGCAAACGUUACCCUUACUCUCGUCUCGACGAACUAUCCAGACUAUAUCCUCAAAGGCUGGCAUACAGUCCUGGUCAUGUACGCAUACCUGAUCGUGCUCGGACUGAUGAACAUGUACGUCUUCUGGAUCAUCCCGUGGGUCGAAUUCCUGGCUGGGUUGCUCCAUGUUAUCUUAUGGAUCGUAUUCGCCGCUGUGCUUCUGACGCUUGCACCGCGGCACUCGGCUGAAUUUGUCUUCCUCGAAAAGGCGAGUCUAUCUGGAUGGGACAGCGACUUCGUCUCUUUCAAUCUCGGGAUCAUAUUGAUAACCUGGGGCUUCGUUGGCUUUGAUGCCUCUGCGCACAUCUCGGAGGAGACACGGAAGGCUAGCUCUGCGAUUCCACGGGCCAUGUUCUGGUCCAUCUGCAUGAACGGCGUUCUGGCCUUCGCCAUGAUUCUCAUAUUCUUAACCUGCCUCGGCGACAUUGAUACUGUGAUGAGCGCAGCCUACCCGCUCAUGGCGAUAUGUCUGACAGCGACCAAGUCCGUGCCUGGUGCUUCCGCAAUGGUGGGAUUUUUCCUUCUUACCGUUGUCAGCGUCUCCAUCGGCUCGAUUGCAUCGGCUUCCCGCUUAACCUGGGCUUGGGCCAGAGACGGAGCCCUUCCUGCUUAUUUUGCAAAGGUGGAUCCCUACCACCGCAUACCGCUGCGAUCCGUGUGGCUACCGAUUCUCGUCGUUGCGCUGCUUUCACUCCUCAACCUUGCCAACUACACUGCCUUUAGUGUGAUCAUCUCGCUCUCGACAUUCGGUCUUUACCAGUCGUACUUCAUCGCCAUCUCAUGCAUGCUGUCUGCGCGGCUGUCAGGCCGCAUCGGAGAGGCUCCAUGGUCCCUCGGUCGAUUCGGAGUAGCCAUCAAUGCGUUCGCCAUCGUAUACAGCGCUUGGCUCGGCAUUUUUAUGGUCUUUCCCAAUUACCUUCCCAUCACCGCAGCCUACAUGAAUUACGCGUUGCCAAUCAACGCCCUUGUAUGGAUUGUGGCUAUAGUAAGCUGGUUCGCUUGGGCCCGGAAGAACUGGCAAGGCUUGGACAUCGAAAUCAUCGACAAAGUCGUUGCAGACGGAGACCGCGACACCAAAGAAUAG
Molecule: messenger RNA, 1209 nt
Organism: Saxophila tyrrhenica
Lineage: Eukaryota; Fungi; Ascomycota; Dothideomycetes; Mycosphaerellales; Extremaceae
Exons: 9
Coding region: 1-1209 (402 amino acids)
Biological process (GO): transmembrane transport
Cellular component (GO): membrane
Molecular function (GO): transmembrane transporter activity
Source: RefSeq, a predicted model, not a curated record